AUGAAGAACCCAACAGCCCUCGGCGGAUUAUUGCGGGCUGCGGUUGCCUUUGCGACUCUCGCCGCCACGAGCCCUCUUCAUGAAUGUGCUCGUGAACAGACCUGGGCUGUGGGACAGACCGUUGCCACGACUAGUGGGAAAGUCAUAGGCCACGCAGCACCAGUUGCUAAUGAGGUCUCUGAAUACCUGGGGAUCCCGUUCGCCCAGCCUCCUAUCGGAUCCUUGCGAUUCGAGCCUCCGGUUCCGUUCAAUGGGUCGCAUCAUAUCAAUGCCACAGAGUUCGGAUUCGCCUGUGUGCAGACUGGCUCGUCUGAUGAUCCUCAAAGCGAAGAUUGUCUAACUCUCAAUAUCUGGACGAAGCCUCAAGUUGGGGAGAAGAAGAAAGCUGUUCUUGUGUGGAUUUACGGUGGCGCAUAUGUGCUUGGCAGCUCCAGGCUUCCCAUAUACAACGGGCAGUUCUUUGCUGAUCAGGAGGAUGUCAUCCUUGUCUCGUUCAACUAUCGUCUCAACAUUUUCGGCUUCCCGGGCAAUCCAGCUACUCCCGCAAAUCUUGGUUUGCUCGACAUGAGGCAAGCAUUGCUCUGGGUCCGUAAUAAUAUUGCGAAAUUCGGCGGCGAUGUGGAUCGCAUUACCAUCUUCGGGCAGUCGGCUGGCGCCGGCAUGGUGGACUUCUACUCGUAUGCCUACGCUGAGGAUCCGAUCGCGAAUGGAUUUAUACUCCAGAGCGCUACUGUGGACGGCUUCCCCGCGUUGGUCCCGGGGGCAACGGUUUCCAGAUGGUCCCGAAUCGCCGAAGCCGCAGGGUGCGGUCCCACUUCCGAAAAUCCAACAGAAUGUAUGAGGAGCAAGACUCCUGAAGAGAUUCUCGGCGCCUUUUCUGAGGAUGAUACGGCCAUUGGUGCCAAUCCGCAAUUUGGACCAGUGGCUGAUGACAUCCUCGUCUAUGCGGACUAUAACUCUCGGCGCUCCGCUCGUGGUGGUUAUCUGAUUGGUAACAAUCAGAAUGAGGCAGGAAUCUUCCGACUAAUUCAGCCAAACCGGACCGAGGCCUACUGGCGAGACUUCAACGAUCGCCUCUACACAUGUGCGGACGCAGAGAGGUUGGCCCGGUCCACCGCAGAGGGCAAUCCGUCCUGGAGGUACCGUUACUUUGGAGAUUUCCCCAACCUGGCCGUCUCGACCGACCCGCCAAGCGGAGCAUACCAUGGCGCCGAGAUCCAACCUCUCUUCGACACGGUACCCCAGGAGCCUGUGCCUAGCACACUAGAACAGGUCGCUGUUGGUGACUAUUUGCGCGGUGCUUGGGCCGCAUUCGCCAAAGAUCCGAAGCAGGGCCUGGUUGCUUAUGCAGAAGGAUGGCCGAAGUACAAGCCAAUGCAGGAAACUUUGGUUCGACUUGCCUUCGAUAACCAGGUUGGAGCAAACUUGGCUUUAGGUAACGCAUAUGAUGGUCCUUGCGACUCUUUGUAG
Ilyonectria robusta is the source of this 1470-nucleotide messenger RNA. RefSeq names its product carboxylesterase. The transcript has 5 exons. Bases 1 to 1470 code for a protein of 489 amino acids. The record is from RefSeq and is a predicted model, not a curated record. NCBI's taxonomy places the organism in Eukaryota, Fungi, Ascomycota, Sordariomycetes, Hypocreales, Nectriaceae.